Molecule: messenger RNA, 1398 nt
Organism: Lachancea nothofagi CBS 11611
Lineage: Eukaryota; Fungi; Ascomycota; Saccharomycetes; Saccharomycetales; Saccharomycetaceae
Source: the annotation of a GenBank genome assembly
AUGGACGACUUAGAGGCCAAAAAGAAGCGCAGAUCGCCCAACGCAGGACCAGAUUCUCCCAGGCCCUACAUAUGCCCCAUUUGUUCAAGAGCUUUUCAUCGUUUGGAGCAUCAAACAAGACAUAUCCGUACACAUACUGGAGAAAAACCCCAUGUGUGCGAUUUCCCAGGUUGUACCAAAAGAUUCAGCAGAAGCGAUGAACUAACACGGCAUAAGAGGAUACACACUAAUCCGCACCCCAAGGGUAAACGCGGUCGCAAGAAAAAGACCGAGGUGGCCAACAACGGCAACGCAGCCGAAGGCACUUUCAAAACGGCUUCCGGAAGAGACAGACAAAUCAGAGCACCCACCACCUUUGAGUUAGGUGGUGGCGACGACGACGAAACCUCUGACAUGAACAACGCCACAAGCUCUCCGGAAGACCAAAGUAUGGGACUUUUGGUCAACGCUGCUCUGGGAAGCAUCCCGGCAAGAGACAAUGCCGGACCAGGCGAUUCAUUACAUACGGUACAAUCACUGCCGUCUCUCAAAACCUGGGAACCAGCACUGACCAGAAGCAUUAACUCAGCACCACCGAGUACCUUGAAUGGUAACACGGCACAUUACUCGUCAGCGGUUAACCUACAGCAGCCACCGAAUAAUGGUGGAGCAUCUCUAUUGCCAAGAACAAUACCGUCACGACUUAAACUCAACGUUCUUUCGUCUUUGCAAAGAAUGACACCCAUAGCUCCCGUGACACCGGUACGACCGGUUAGUUCAAGCAACAGUGGAUCCUCAACGCCAUCGUAUCAAGCACAGGACUCUUACUCUGCUGGUGGCACACUCUUGCCGCGUCCAAAGGCUACGUUAGGAUCGUUUAACGGUAAUGGAUCUUCAAACUCGUUGACGAGUAUUUCAAAUUUACUUACGGCGGAUGAUGGCGAUGAUGAACUGGACGACGAAGAAUUAGGUAGGGCUCGCAAAAAGUCGAGAACAACGACCCCCACGAUGAGCCGGAGCCAUAGUCGGUCAAAGUUGAACAUGCAGAGCGGUUCCUUCACAAACUUGGCGAGCCUAAAUGGGCUCUCUCAGCCUCCAGGUGUUACAGGAGUACUUUCAUCAAGGCCAUCUGCCAUGGAUUUCACUAGCGAGCUGAGCCAGCGGCUGCACAGCGUACAAAGAUCGCAAUCGGCUCAAUUUCUGGAUCGCUACGCAUCCACACCGUCGGUGGCGCUAUCGAGCGCUACUUCUGCCAAAUACACACCUUUAGGUACGCCUCCUCGAAUAGCAAGUCCUUCGAACGCCAAGAUCAAUUUGGACUUAAAACAGGCUGCUCAACACCCAAGAUCGGACGGCGAGGAGUCAGACUCGGCACUUCCCCCGAUCCGGAGUUUGGACCUGCAGUUUCCCACAGGCUAG